AUGGACCAAAUAUUUGAAAUCAGAUAUCUUUCCUGUGUGUCUGUCAAAUUAACUCUUCCGGAACUGAGAGACGAUUUUGCAUUAAGAAAUUAUUUUGGAACGCUAUGUUUACAGAUGGAGUGCUUCAACACUGGCAAGCUGCUGGCUUAUGCGGAAGAGGGAAAAAUGAGUGCUAUUUUGAGUCUUUUAGAUCGGAAUUCUUCUACUUUUGCCGAAGCAACUCAGAAAAUCUUGCAAAACUUGCUGAUCAAAGCUUCUCAAAAUGGGCAAAUUAAUAUUGUAAAAGAGUUAAUAAAAAGAGGUGCCGACGUCAAUUCGAAGGACGACAACGAGCAAUUAUCGCUAUAUGUGGCAUCUCAAAACGGCCAUUUCAACGUCGUAAGGUGUUUGGUUGAAAGCGGGGCAGAUGUUGAUCAAAACUACUGCGGGUGGACACUUGUAAUGGAUGCAUCACAACGUGGCGAUGUCGGGACUCUAAGGUAUUUGCUGAGGAAAGAAACACCCAUUAAGACAGCUGCUAACGAUAUGUGCGCGUUAUUGACUAUUGCUGCAAGAAGUGGCCGUAUUGAAGCGAUUGAAUGUCUUUUGGAGGAAGGAGCAGAAUUUUGUUCAGAACAUUUCAAUAAAAGAUCACCGCUGUGGGCUGCUUGCGAAAAGGGUCACGUAAGCGUUGUGGAUUAUCUUAUUCAGAAAGGAAGUAAAAUAAGUGCAAGAACCAUGCAUGGAUGGACUCCGUUGAUGGUCGCCUCUCAGAACGGACAGUUAAACCUUAUAAAAUAUUUAACCGAACACGGUGCUAAAGUUGAUGCAAAGUGCAACAAUGGGAAAACACCGUUGUAUAUUGCUUCUGAUUAUGGCCACGUUAAUGUUGUAAAAUAUUUUCUUGAACUUGGAGUCGACGUCAAUGUAAAGCGAGAAGAUGGAUGGACUUCGUUGAUCGUCGCGUCCCAAAAUGGUUACAUGGACGUUGUCAGAUGCUUGAUUACUGCUGGAGCAGACGUCAAUGCAGAGAGUAAUGAUGGGUGGACACCGCUAUCGACGGCAUCAUAUAACGGACAUAUUGAUAUCAUGAAACUUUUAAUUGUUAAUGCUGCAGACACUAACAGAAUUAAUAAAAACGGGAUGACAGCUUUGCAUAUUGCGUCCAGAAAUGGCAUGGUCAACGUCGUCAGAUACUUGACAGAAAGGACCAAUAAUAUCAAUGAUGAAGGAGAAAGCAAGUUCACACCGCUUUACGCUGCAGUCCUGGAAGGGCACCAACAGUUGGUCACAUAUCUACUCACUAAAGGAAGCGAUGUCAAUGCGGCGGGCGACGAGGAAACUCUACUACACACCGCUGUAAAGAAUGGUCACGAUAUUGUUGUAAACUUUUUAUUAGAGAAUCAAGCGAAUGUCAAUGCAAAAAACAAGGAUGGGGAGACCUUGCUAUACGUUUCCGCAAAGAAUGGCCAUGACAAUGUUGCACAGUUUCUCGUAGACAAUGGGGCCGAUGUCAAUAGCACGAACAAGGGCGGGCUCACACCACUGUAUGCUGCAGCACUUGGAGGACACAACGAAAUAGGGAAUUAUCUAACUGAGAAAGGAAGUGAUCUAAAUUUUAAGAACAAAGAUAAGGAAACUUUGUUACACGUCGCUUUGAAAAAUGGCCACGAUACUGUUGCAAAGUUUUUAGUAACAUCUGGAGCAAAUGUCAAUGCAGUAGACAAGAAUGAAGAGACCUUGCUACAUAUUGCUGCAAAGAAUGGCCACAGCGCCGUCGCCAAGUUCCUAGUAGAAAAAGGAGCAAGUAUCAAUGAAACAGACAGGAACGGGGUAAGAUGUUGUUAA
Messenger RNA from Enterobius vermicularis (human pinworm), 1827 nucleotides. The record is from the annotation of a GenBank genome assembly. Lineage: Eukaryota; Metazoa; Nematoda; Chromadorea; Rhabditida; Oxyuridae.